Molecule: messenger RNA, 900 nt
Organism: Stegastes partitus (bicolor damselfish)
Lineage: Eukaryota; Metazoa; Chordata; Actinopteri; Pomacentridae
Gene: sult5a1
Product: sulfotransferase family 5A, member 1
Exons: 6
Coding region: 1-900 (299 amino acids)
Molecular function (GO): sulfotransferase activity
Source: RefSeq, a predicted model, not a curated record
AUGGCCAGGUUGGAUGUCACGGAGAGCUUUCAUGGUAUUUCGUUUCCUGGACACCUGCACACUCAGGAGUCUUUGGAGUCUGCUGUCAAGUUUCUGUUCAAGGACACAGACGUCCUCAUUGUGUCUUAUCCAAAGUCAGGCACUACAUGGAUGCAGGAAAUUGUGAGUCUUAUAUCCAGCAGAGGAGACCCCCAGUUAUCCAGAAGUGUCCCAAACUGGACCCGAGCUCCCUGGUUGGAGCAGUACUACUGUUCUGCCGUGCUGGAGGCCUCAUCCGCCCCACAUCGAGUCAUCACCACACACCUGCCGUAUCACCUGCUGGGCCCUGCCCUCCAGGGCUCUAAAGCCAAGGUCCUCUACGUGAGCAGGAACCCUAAAGACGUGGUCGUGUCCUUUUAUUACUUCCACAAAAUGGCCAACUUUCUCCCUGAAGCUGCUUCAUUUCCAGAGUUUUUAGAUCAGUUUCUGCAGGGCACACUGCACUUUGGCUCCUGGUUUGACCACAUUAGAGGCUGGACCAGUCAGACAGCAGCGGCCCACCGUCUGCUGCACGUCACCUAUGAGCAGAUGUCGCUGGACCUACAGGGCACCAUUAAGAGGGUGAGCUCUUUCCUGCAGCGCCCCCUGGUGGACGACGAAGUCAACAACUGUGUGAAGCACUGCAGCUUCAGCAGCAUGAGAGACAACCAGAUGGUCAACUACAGCCUCGUCCCUGAACAGAUAAUGGAUCACAGCAAGGGCUCCUUCAUGAGGAAAGGUGAGAUCGGGGACUGGAGAAACUUGUUCACAGAAGAGCAGAACCAACAUUUCGUGAGCGUCUUCACCUCUAAGAUGCAGGACUGCACUUUGGAGUUUGUGUGGGAGAAGCAGGUCAAAGAGGAGACGAACACUGAAGUCUGA